Messenger RNA from Pangasianodon hypophthalmus (striped catfish), 3296 nucleotides. Its product is annotated as antigen peptide transporter 2. The transcript is spliced from 11 exons. Gene Ontology annotation, cellular component: membrane. The record is from RefSeq and is a predicted model, not a curated record. Gene Ontology annotation, biological process: transmembrane transport. Bases 435 to 2582 code for a protein of 715 amino acids. Gene Ontology annotation, molecular function: ABC-type oligopeptide transporter activity; ATP binding; ATP hydrolysis activity. NCBI's taxonomy places the organism in Eukaryota, Metazoa, Chordata, Actinopteri, Siluriformes, Pangasiidae.
GUAGAAAGGUGAAGUUUAUCGCCUCCCCAUGGUGAAAGCUGAAAAUAUUUUAAAAUAGGGUAGAGCUCGUACAUAUAUAUAUAUACACACACACACACACACACACACAAAUACACAAAUUCGUAUAUGGCAGAAUAAUAAAACACACAAAACGUUAGGUCAGUUUUAGAUCUCGUAUAAUGUGCUGGUGAGCAGUUAAUAUUUGGCAUCGCAUUCUGGAAAACCCCUGUAAUGAAAAUGAAAUUGAAAGUGAACCUCCAGUGAGAGCUGAGUGAAGGGAAAGACGGGGGAAAACCUGUAUUUAGACCGAUAGCUGCGGAAAUACAUGCUGAAGAAAUCGCUUAACUUCUAAACACAAGCGCUUUGAGUCUGAGGCGCCAUUAAAAGCCGCUGUUUAAUAGCGACACUUGAGCGGUUCAUCCACAAGCUACAAGAUGGCCAAAGUUUUGGUGGCUGCUCUUGCUCUUGUGUUGACGGAUUUGGUGUUCGUCUAUGUGCUGGACUUGCUGGGCAGCCGGUGGAGAGGUGAGGUGAGGAGUCUGGACGGUGGAGCUGACUUGCUGAGGCAGUGGACUGAGGCUGUGCUGCGAUGCUCAUUGCUCUGCUCACUCUUCUACUGGAGUGAUGUGAGAGGGCCGCUGAUGAAGCGCUGGAUUUUGGCCCACUGUUUUCUCCCUCCUGUGUAUGAAACAGGUCGCUUAACUGUGUUUGGCAGCUGGCCGCUGGAGAAGUUUGCUAUGUGGCUGGUCGGCAGUGUGGCUGCUGCUUUGGGAUGCCUGUUCUGGGAGACGCUCUUCGCAGAGUCUAACGGGGAAAGCAGCAGCAAAGAGAAGAAGCAGAGAGCUCGAGUGCUCUUCAUGAGAGUGAUCCACCUCUACAAACCUGACUACCUGUUUUUAAUCGGGGCAUCUGGCUUCCUAGCCUUAGCUGUCCUUUGUGAGAUGUUUAUUCCACUCUAUACAGGAAAGUUGAUCGAUAUCCUGCAGACUGAGUACAGCUGGAAUGAAUUUCUUUCAACAAUAAUCCUAAUGACAUGUUGCUCUUUUGGAAGCUCUUUCAGCGCAGGCUGCCGAGGAGGUCUCUUCCUGUGUGCUAUUGGCAGCUUUAUUUGCCGAGUGAAGCAUCAACUCUUCGGCUGCUUGCUUAAGCAGGAAAUUGGCUUCUUUGAGACUAUAAAGACAGGUGACAUCACAAGCAGACUGUCCACAGACACCAAUCUCAUGGCCCGAGCUGUAGCCCUGAAUGUGAACGUCCUACUGCGAACCAUGAUUAAGACCAUGGGGAUGCUGUACCUGAUGUUUAGUCUCUCCUGGAAGCUCACAGUACUGACGCUGUUGGAGACGCCUUUGACUGGACUACUACAGAACAUCUAUGACACACACUACCAGAGACUCUCAAAGAAAGUGCAGGACUCCAUAGCAAGAGCAAAUGAUGCUGCAGGAGAGGCUGUGUCAGGCAUCAGGACAGUAAAGAGCUUUAACGCAAAGCAGAGUGAGAAGUGUCGCUAUGAUGAGCGGCUGAUGGAUACGCAUAAUAUAAAGACUCAGCGGGAUACAGUCAGAGCAGUGUACCUGCUGGUAAGAAGGCUCACAGAGUUGGGAGUGAAGGUGGCUGUGUUAUACUAUGGUCGCCUGUUUGUAACGUAUGGACAGAUGACCACGGGAAAUCUGGUCUCAUUCAUCCUCUACCAUUCAGAUCUCGGGGACAGCAUUAGGACUUUGAUUUAUAUAUUUGGAGACAUGCUGAACUCUGUGGGUGCCGCUGGGAAGGUGUUUGAGUACCUGGACCGCAAGCCUGAAGUGAGCACAGAUGGGACCCUGGAGCCAGAGGAACUGAAGGGACACGUCAGCUUCCAGAACAUCACCUUCUCUUAUCCAACACGUCCUGACUUCAAUGUGCUGGAGGACUUCAGUUUGGAGCUGAAACCCGGUAAAAUGACCGCCCUGGUAGGGAUUUCCGGUGGUGGGAAAAGCACUUGUGUCAGUCUGCUGCAGAGGUUUUACCAGCCUCAGCAAGGAAAGAUCCUACUAGAUGGGCAGCCUCUGCAGAACUACCAGCACAAAUACCUGCACAGCAACCUUGUUGCAGUGGGCCAGGAGCCUGUUCUCUUCGCCGGUACCAUACGGGACAAUAUUGCUUACGGAUUGCCAGACUGUUCACUCAAGAGUAUUGAGGAGGCAGCACGCAAAGCCAAUGCACAUGAAUUCAUCUGCCAGUUACAGAAAGGUUAUGACACAGAUGUAGGUGAACGAGGAAGUCUUCUUGGUAGCAGUCAGAAGCAGCGCAUUGCGAUUGCCAGAGCUCUGAUCAGAGAGCCGCAAGUUAUAUUACUGGAUGAGAUCACAAGCUUUCUGGAUCCUAAGAGUGAACAAACGGUCCAACGAGCCCUGGCCAACUGCCCCAACCAGACCUUACUGGUGAUUGCACACAGGCUGAAGACCAUUGAGAAGGCAGACCAGAUUAUUGUGAUUGACCAGGGGGUGAUUGUGGAGCAAGGCAGUCAUCAGGAACUUAUGGAGAAGGAGGGACAUUACUACAAACUGAAAGAGAAACUCUUUACUGAAAAUAACACUAACAGUUAAUGUGAAACCAAAAGACCUGCAAGUCUAAUUUUAAAAAUUGGAGGCACUGACACUCCAUCAGUAUGCAGUACAACCGUAAUCAUACAUUGAAAUAGAUCUUUUUGGCAUUCUACAUUGUUUCAGAUGUUUUCUGAGCUACACUUUCAUCUUAGUUGGUCAGUAUACUGUACGAAAAGUAUAUUUUUAUGUGUUGUAAAUAAUGGUGAAAAAUACAAUAUUUCUGAUUCUGAAUGGGAUUUAUUUAUAUGAAUGGACAAUAUUGGAGUAGUGAAUUUUCCUCCACUAAAGCAAAACACAACAAAAAUACACCAGAUUUGAUCAUUUGUAGUUUGUAUUUGUAGUUUUUUUUAUUAGAAAUAACAUCUAAUCACCUGAUACAUCACCUGAUAGAAAACAAACAAGAAAACAUACAGACAGAAAUUAAGUGUUUUAAUUAACAGUUUAACAUUUAUUACUAGUGACAGCAUUAAAAUGUCUGCUCAUUAUAAAAUCACAUCAUGGUGUGUUCUGGAGUUUUGUCUUGUUUUAGCGUGAAUAUAGGCUGACGAUACAGAACAUAUCUAUUACUAAAACUUACUCUGCAAAAAUGAAUAUUUCUGUCUCUGUAUAACAAUAGUUCAUUUGUAAAAGCUCAAUGACUGUUAUAGCUGCACCUUAGCUGGCCAAUCUCUUCUCCCAAUUAAAAAUUCUUCAAUAAAUUCUCAUUUUUAUGAA